Molecule: messenger RNA, 507 nt
Organism: Penicillium soppii
Lineage: Eukaryota; Fungi; Ascomycota; Eurotiomycetes; Eurotiales; Aspergillaceae
Product: lignocellulolytic auxiliary activity family 14 protein
Exons: 1
Coding region: 1-507 (168 amino acids)
Source: RefSeq, a predicted model, not a curated record
AUGCUGUCCAAAACCGCCGUUUUCGCAUUGAUUGGUGCCGCCCAGGCGCAUACAGUCGCCUGGACUAAAGGCAUGUAUUGCUUGGGAGGUCCUGAUCCUUCCACAGUAAACCUCAACACCAACACUGCAGUGGGACCCCUUUACGACCUCUCCCACGAGGACUGGUGGUUCCAGCACGAGCGCGGUUGUGACGCAGCACCGCCAGCGGACGGUGAGAUUCUCGAACUUCCUGCUGGUGGGAGCUUCACUGUCGAACUCGCCCAUAACCGGGCACAGACGACCCUUUCCUAUGAUGGACAGUACGCUUCUGUCUGGCCGGAUGGAAAGGAUUAUCCCGAAGACUGGGCGGGCCCUGGAAACCCCCCUGAGUGCAUCCAGGACGACGGCGCAAUGCACACCAACAACGAAACCACCGCUGCUGGUACAGCGUUUGCCAUUAGCUACCAGUCAAAUCUGGCUGAUGUGACCAUGGAUAACCUGUCGGUGUUCACUACUUUGGAACAGUGA